AUGUCACAUCCACUGUCAACUUACCUAGCAACGGAAGUAGUAUAUCCAGGCUACACACUGCCAUUAUCAGCAGCACCAUCAUCACCUAGAUCGAUCAAUAAUAACAAAACGUAUCUCAAAUACAAAGCCAGAUUCACCAAGUUUAGAAAAAGUGCUAUCAUCAAACUUCGUAUCAUUAAUAAAGCCAACUCAAAAACAAAGUCAUUUAGUUCCAGCUCCACUACCAGGGGCAAAUCCAGUAGCAAUGGUACGAUUUUUGUUGGUAAUAUUUCCAAGAAUGAAGAUGAGUCAUUUUGCUCGGAUAAGAUUCCCGAUUACACCAUCACCACUUCUGAGUGUUCACCACGCUUGUCGUUGGAUGAACUACAAGAUUCACUAGUGGAGAACAAAUCCAAUGAUAGUGAUGAAGAGGAGGAAGAGGUAAAGAGUAGUUGUCAUUCACUGAUUGUGGAAGAAAAAUGUCAACAAGUUGUUGUUGAUAAUAAUGACUCAACCGCAGCAGAGUGUCAACUUCCUUCUUCACCACCUCCUCAAUAUAAAGCAGUAACAUCACCUCCAACUGACCAACUUGACACUGUAUCACUGCCUACAUCGGCAUCUACACUUGCAUCUUCACCAGCAUCUACACAUGGCCAACCUCACCCUCAUACUCCCGUAAAGCCAACUCAAAUCAAAUUCAAAUCGCAACUAAACCAAUACUUAGCCUCGUUCGAAGAGCAGAAACAAUCACAACCACAACCUCAACAACUCGAGCAACAAAAAGAACAAGUGCAAACAACCUCACCAUCAUCACUUUAUACCGAGCCAUACACAAGUUUAAAACAGUACAAUAAAACCACUAAUCAGCAGUAUAGUCAAUACCAACUCAUCAACCCCCAAAAACACAAAUGCAUCAAUUAUUAUUGGCUUUAUUUGGACCUAAGACAAAAUCACCAGUUGGUCACAUCAUUGCACGUUGGGUGGUACAGUUGGACUAGUGGGUUGAUUACAUUUAUGAUUAUUUAUGCAUUAUUCGUUUGCUUGUGUUAG
Lodderomyces margitis is the source of this 1029-nucleotide messenger RNA. RefSeq lists its product as uncharacterized. The coding region runs from base 1 to 1029 and encodes 342 amino acids. The record is from RefSeq and is a predicted model, not a curated record. The transcript has a single exon. Lineage: Eukaryota; Fungi; Ascomycota; Pichiomycetes; Serinales; Debaryomycetaceae.